GCUGGAUAUCCAGGCAGAAGUUUUCAGUAUUCUCUGUAGAGAAGAGUUGAGCUGCGCAACUUUUUUUGGAAUACUUAUCCGCGUCUUCUGCAUUUUCGUUCUAUUCCCAUAUGCUGUCGGGGGAGGCGGGCGCUUCCGAGGACAGGGGGACAUGAUGCCCCGAAUGAUGCUGUAUCUCGCAGCUUCCAUUCUUUUCACGCUUUGCUCAUCAGGUUCCUCUUUCCUUGGACAAAACACGCCUCCUGUGUUUGAUAUGAAAAGAGAAUGGAUCAUACCAGAGGAUGAACCUGUUGGUCGCAGAGUGACAACUGUUCGUACCCGUGACGACGAAGGUGAUCCUAUCGAGUAUGGUAUCGAACCCGCUGUCUUUUUGGACGGAUCCAGUUAUUUUACCAUCGAGAAGAAGACGGGGAAGGUCUUCGUGGAAAGACCUCUGACAGGGCUGGCUGGAAAUGACUAUUACCUCUUCAUCACAGCGAAUGAUGGACACCAAACGGCCAAGAUUGAAGUGUACGUGAGAGUGGUAAAGGCCAGUGAAAAUACCUCUCCCUCAGUCUUAGAAAAUGCCCCCUCUGUCCACAAUCCCGGACCUAUCGGUCCAUCCGGGUUUCUUUCGAACCUCCCGUUCCUCUCCAACCACCCUCCUCGAAGACCGCCACGUUUGCCCGUGAAAACCACAACAGAGGAAUUUCAAGAAAUCUCCUCGGCACUUUCAACGGAUGUUCCUCCAACUCCAUCCUCUGAUCGCAACACAACCGAUGCUUCACCGAGGCAGCCGCUGGACUGGGUCUCCACAGUCUUUCCCUUGGUGGCAGUUGUGGCUUUUGCACCUGUUUUCGGGGCUGUGCUGUGGUUACUACACAGGAGAUGCAAAAUCCAAGAAAAACUGAAAGCAGAGAAGAAACUUUCAGACAGUCGCCUGAGUGAAGAAUCGGAGCCAAAUCCUCACGUGAGUGUCCUCUACUUACAGAGGCCGAGGACAGCUCACUCCAAUAGAUACGAGUCCGGGGAGACCACAGGAAUUAUUCCCGAGAAUCGCAAGUGGGAAUUUCCCCGCCACCACCUGCGCUUCCUGGGGCUUCUGGGCGAGGGAUGCUUUGGCCAAGUUUGGAAAUGCGAUACUCUGGGAGAUUCGGAAGCUCUGGUGGCUGUUAAGACGCUCAAAGAGAAUGCUUCCGAGAAGGAGAAGAAAGACCUUCUGAACGAGAUCGAGGUGAUGAAGCUGCUCGACCCUCACCCCAACGUCGUCACUCUCCUCGGCUGCUGCACGGAUAGAGAUCCUCUAUUCCUGAUCAUGGAGUACGUGCAGGACGGCAAACUACAGACGUACUUACGAGAGAGUCGUGCAGAACGUCAGUACGGCAACCUUCACGGUGGCAGCCGACAUCUCACCUCUCGGGACCUCACCGUCUUCGCCUACCAGAUCGCCAAGGGGAUGGAGUACCUUUCCAGCAAAGGGAUCAUCCACAGAGACUUGGCAGCUCGAAAUAUCCUGGUGGACGACAACAAGACGUGCAAAGUCGCCGACUUCGGUUUUGCGAGAGAUGUUAUCAUCAAUCACGUCUACGAGAGGAAGUCUGAGGGUCGCCUUCCCAUCCGAUGGAUGGCCCCAGAAUCUUUGUACGACAAUAUCUACACCACCAAAACAGAUGUCUGGUCAUUUGGAGUGGUCAUGUGGGAAAUAGUAACGCUCGGUUCCACCCCUUAUCCGGGCAUGGCAGCCGGAGAUGUGAUGCGUAAGGUGAGGGAGGGCUAUCGCAUGGAAAAGCCCGAACACUGCAAACGGGAGGUGUACAACAUCCUCUUCUACUGCUGGGACGAGGACCCUUUGAAGAGGCCCACCUUCGGAGAGCUGGUCGUGCUGCUGGACAAGCUGCUGGUCGGCGAGAACGACUACAUACAGCUGGACAGAUUUCCCGACCACGCCUACUACAACAUAACAGGGCUCUCGGGUGAAAAACUGUAGAUCAAAUAAGCAUCUACAAGAGCUUUCAUAUCAGUGUUUCACAAGACAAAGAUUGAAAAAUAUCUACUCGCUAUGUGUGUUUUAUACCUUUCCUAAAGAUUCAAGCAUUCGAUGCAAGUUUAAUGGAAGUCCAGACCUUCAAUUAAUUUGCACUUGGUUAUUUAUACAGAAAAACAUUAUCAAUGAUGAAGACGUAUAUUUGAUCAAUGAGCAUGUAUUGAUUCAAAAAUUGAUCUCGAUGUAUCAGUUCGUUGAACGAAAAUGCAAGGAAGGAAGUACUUUGGAAUGAGGAAUUUGUAAAAUCUUUAUGGUUCAAUGACUUUUUCUCAAAACAAAAUCAGCUUUCUGAAGUGCCUUCUAUUAAAUUUUUGUCAAAAAGUGUUAAAUACCUUUUCCGUUUUGUAAUGGAAGAGCGGGAUAGAGAAAUAUAGCAUUCUUUUAUUUAUUCAUGUUGUCUUCAUUUCGUUUCAUGGCCAUCCAUUCACUCUGUUAAAGCCAUAAAUAAUAAUCUUAUUUUGUAUCAUAAUAUUGCAUCUAUUAAUUUCAAAAAUUCUAUAGGUAGAAUAUAAUAUUGCAACAUCAUGAUACUUCUUGAUAUAAAAAAAAAAUAGUGACAUCCAUGCAAGAAAAAGAAGCAACCAAAAUUUACUGGACUGUGAUUGUUUUCGACAUGUGAAAUUUCAUAGCAAUAUGAUAUGCAAUUGAAAGCUGAUUUGGAAAUGUAAUAAAUUCACUUCAGGAAGCCUUGGUCAAUGUAUCUUUAAAUAUCUGUCAAUGAAUUUGACCAGAAGUGAACAUUCCGAUUCUAUUCAUUCUGACUGCAUUAAUAUAAAUAUUUCAGUUAUUGAAAGUCAAGAUAACGGGAUUUUGUAUUGCUCUCAUUAUAUCUUCGUCCUCUGAAUAGAAAAUCCACCAGAGGAAAAAUUCCACUUUCCUUUGAAGCGUUGGAAACUUUAUCAAUAAGUGAACAAAAACACUCUUGUUUAUUUUUAUUUCAUCGAAAUCUGUAGACAAUACGCUAUUUCAGUUCCAGAAAAGUUCCUAUCUCAACUUAUAGCCAGGAUGGGCGCUACCUGUGAGUGCCAAUGCCACAAAAUUCAAAUGGAAUAGAAAAUAUGAAAGUGUAUUAUCGGAAUAAUCUCGCACGAAGGGAUUAUAUUCACUUUUUAGAUCAUGUUGUGCCUGAUUAAUUGCUAUUAUUAC
Molecule: messenger RNA, 3169 nt
Organism: Argiope bruennichi
Lineage: Eukaryota; Metazoa; Arthropoda; Arachnida; Araneae; Araneidae
Product: tyrosine kinase receptor Cad96Ca-like
Exons: 12
Coding region: 152-1966 (604 amino acids)
Biological process (GO): protein phosphorylation; homophilic cell-cell adhesion; multicellular organism development
Cellular component (GO): membrane; signaling receptor complex
Molecular function (GO): transmembrane receptor protein tyrosine kinase activity; ATP binding; calcium ion binding
Source: RefSeq, a predicted model, not a curated record